AUGCGGUGUGUCCGUCGCUACUACGAAGCGAAACCUUACUGUGAGCGUUGCAGGGAAGGCGGGUUCCACUGCGAAGGUUAUGUCUGUCACGUCGAGUUCAUAGAUGCAACUACACGCUUGAAUCAGGGCCAAUCUGCAAAACGAGAUCGGUCAUUGGUCCAGCCAGUUCCUCGAGCGGAGGCAGCUCGGGAUUCGGGAGACUCCAUCUACAACAAUCCCCAAUGGGAUGAGCAACACAUUUGUGUGUCGCAUCUAGUCAAUCGUCUUUUUACAUGGCAUACAGAUGACGCGUCCCCUUACUCAGCAUCUUGGAUUACAGUGCUGCUGCACCCCAGAGAUCCCACCGGGCUGUCUACGACUUCGCUCCGUGCCCUGGCUACCACGUACUUUGGGAAGGUUCAUACUCAUCCAGACCUAGUGCGGAAAGGUGCAGGGCUCUAUCCACAGGCGCUGCAGAGCCUGCGGGUGCAGUUGGAAUGUCCGUGUCGAGUCCUGGAAUCUGACCUUCUUGUCGCCGUAAUCUGCCUUGCAACUCUUGAAUCGGUUUGCGCUUGCUCAAUCCUCCGCUUGGCUCCAGCAUUAUUAGGGGCUCACGCGGAUUGCCCGCAUCGCCAUCAGUCUGGUGUUGGAGCCGCCCUUCUUCCUACGCUCAGGUCGUGUAUUGCAAUUGGGUAUAUCGUGGAGAGAAGACGCUGUUUCCUAGAAGGCUCUGCCUGGAAGAGCAUUCCAUGGGCUGGACGAAUAGGUUCUAAGACGCCAAUUGACUACCUGCACGACGUAUUCAGCGACAUUCCGGGUCUACUUGAAAAUUUAGACCGGGUAACUGCAUGGAGCCCAAAUAUACCCGGACGGGAUGAGUUCCUUGGCCAAGUUCGCCAGAACGCAUUAUCAAUACUGGAGAUCCUUUACUCGUGGCGAUGUAAAUGGCAAGAGGAUAACCCCGACACAGCGUUCUUCAUUCCGUCAAGCAAUUCCGGGUCUGAUGGCUUGCCUCCCAGCCCGUUCAAAACAGUCAUUUGGUUCACGGACCCCUACCGCGCCAACGAGCUGAUUGUGUACGAUUCGGUGCUGCUUAUCGUGCUCAAGGCAGCGGAAGGACUCGGGCUGAACCUGGGCGAGCCCCAUUCUUCUAUGACAAAUCCGAGCGACCUUCUUCCUCCAAUACAAAGUAACAGGAAUGAGGUUGCGAUCGAGGUGUGCAGAAUGGUCAAUUACCAUCUCCACUGCCUGCAGAGGAGCUCCGGGGCAUUCAUGCUGUUAUUCCCUCUGAAUGUGGCUUAUCGUAAUCUUGAACCCGAGUCGGACGAAGCCAGGUGGAUGGAGAAGAUUAUGGCGGUGACUGCUGACAUUCAUGGAUUCGAGAUCGGUCGGCGUGAGAAUAUGCUCCAGGCGAGGAAUGUGUCCACCUAA
Messenger RNA from Aspergillus udagawae, 1410 nucleotides. RefSeq lists its product as uncharacterized. Bases 1 to 1410 code for a protein of 469 amino acids. The transcript has 4 exons. The record is from RefSeq and is a predicted model, not a curated record. Lineage: Eukaryota; Fungi; Ascomycota; Eurotiomycetes; Eurotiales; Aspergillaceae.